AUGCCAUGGGGCGCCCCGCCUGUAGGGGCAGCAGCAGCAUCACAAGCGCCAUCUCAAGAGGCCCCAGCAGACCCUUCAGCAGCUGCCCCGGCACCUGCUGCGGUAUCUGCCACAGCUUCAGGUGUGCUUACUUCAAGUUGCAACUCCCCACUGCAGCAACGCAACAAACGAGCAUUGUUCACUGGGGGUACGCCGAGUAGAUACUCCUGCAGUCACAAGGGGGCCCCCAUCUCAGCGGAGGCCCUCAGGCGCUUCUUCGGCGUUAAGGGUUCCUCCACCUCUUUCGAAGCCCAGAAGAGGGAGAGAGAUGAGUCUUCAGCGCCUUCUGCACCAACCGAGUCAAGUAACUACUCCCGCAUAUUUCCAGCAUCGUGUGCGGCUGCGGGGGCGCCUGCAUCUGUCGCUGCAUCUUCUGCUGCGUACACUCCAGCAGAAGAAGCAGCAUCAGACUCAUCACGGAGACUGGCCUCUUCAGCAGCCAAUGUGUCUGAACCAGGCCCAGCAACAGCACUGCUGAAGCCAGGAGACGCUGCGUCUACUGGUGCUGUAUGUUGGCGGCUUAAGCGUUACCUUAAACCCUGCAGCGCCGUCAACUUCUGCAACAAACAACGCUGCACAGGCAGCGGUGUGUCGGCGCCGUUAGCUUUUCCACAUGGUGCUGCUAUUGCUGCUGCGGAAUCCAGCAGCAGCAGCACAUCUCUCUCAAGAGCAGAAUGCAGCCGCAUGGGAAUGAAAGGCAUUUCUGCUGCUGCUACCCUUCAGGAAACGGGCGUCGUGAGCAAACGAGCUGCAGUGAGAGCCCCAGAAAGUGCACCAGUCGCAGCAGCAGGGAACGCCUCCCGUGCAGGGUGCACCCCAGAAGACCUCGGAAGGGGCAAUGGGGGAAGAAAAAACGCCCCUGCAGUUGCAGCUUCUGAUGCGGCGUCUGCUACUGCUACACCUUCUGCUGGUUUUAGCGACAGUACUGCUGUGGUGUGCCAUUCACGUCCAUGGGCAGAUCUGCCUGAUCCGCUUGUGCUGCAAGUACUUGACUUCGGCGGGAGAGAGAUUGCAAUGACUUGCCGUCGGUUUGCUGGGCUCAUACGGCGCCAGCGGCGGGUGUUGCGCUUUUCUGGGGACGCGUCAACGACCUCUUCUGCGGAGGCCCUGAUACGGGCGAUAAUGAGCUCGCCGGGUCUGCGGCUGUUGGAGAUUACUGCUGGGGGUGGCUUGAGUGCCUCUCAAAUGGACCGACUUUCCAGAGCCCGCAGCAGCUCCCUGCCUCAAAAGCUGCAGGUCUUGGUGAUGCGUCGGUGCAACAGACUUACUGACAAGAGCCUUAGGACGCUUCUUCUCAGACUGCGCGAGCUUCGGUGUGUAGAUCUCCGUGACUCCUUCUCACUGACAGAUGAAGCUCUUUCGACUUUGGGGUUUCUGCCUCGGCUGGAGCGAGUGGCCUUGGGGUUGACAGCCGGCGCCCGAGGGUGCUGUCGGCUUACCUGCCGCUCCCUCAAGGCCCUCUUGACACCACAGCGGCAAGAACAGCCGCAACAGAAGCAGCAGCAGCAGCAGGAUUCUCAACAGCCGCAAGGACAAGCGCAGGCUCACCGACCGCAUCCGGAGCAGGCGCAAGAGGGCUGCAUAUCCCCCAUUAAGUUUCUCUCUCUUGCACGUUGUAGCGAAAUGAAGGACUUCACUGUACUGGUCAACGCAAAAGCGACGCUUGAGUUUCUCGAUCUACGCGGGACAGCAAUCGACGACACCUCCGCUCAUGUCUUCGCUCAGUUGCACAAUCUGCAAGUGCUCGUCCUAGCAGAUACUGCAGUGACGACAGCAACCGUUUCAGCUGUUGUGGACGGCUGCCCCAAGUUGCAGAUGCUGGAUCUCUCAUGCACGGGUGAUACCGCAGACCUUGCUGAUGCAGUGGCGGAGCAUGCUUCUGCAACAGGAGCUGCUGCAGGGGAUUUUUUUCCGUGGAAGCAGCUGAAACGGUUAGGGCUAUUUGGAUGCAAUGUGGAGAGACAGAAAGUUGAGGCUGCCCUCAUCCUUGCAGGUGCCACCAACGCCCGCCUCUCGCUUCACAAUGAGAUGGCUUUGUUUGAAAUGCCUCGGGUGUAUGCAACAAUGAAAGGCCUCGACAUUUAA
Eimeria acervulina is the source of this 2124-nucleotide messenger RNA. RefSeq lists its product as hypothetical. Gene Ontology annotation, biological process: SCF-dependent proteasomal ubiquitin-dependent protein catabolic process. The record is from RefSeq and is a predicted model, not a curated record. Bases 1 to 2124 code for a protein of 707 amino acids. The transcript has 9 exons. Gene Ontology annotation, cellular component: SCF ubiquitin ligase complex. Lineage: Eukaryota; Apicomplexa; Conoidasida; Eucoccidiorida; Eimeriidae.